Messenger RNA from Fundulus heteroclitus (mummichog), 3190 nucleotides. RefSeq lists its product as uncharacterized. Bases 488 to 3190 code for a protein of 900 amino acids. The transcript is spliced from 5 exons. Lineage: Eukaryota; Metazoa; Chordata; Actinopteri; Cyprinodontiformes; Fundulidae. The record is from RefSeq and is a predicted model, not a curated record.
AAAAAAAAAAAAAAAAAAAAUGCACUGUGUUUCACACGGACUUAAAAGAGGGACGGACAACAAGGAAGAGAGAGCAGAGAAGAAAGCAAGCCAGUCAAAGAGGACGGAAGUUUGGGGGAUCAGAGAUCCUGGACACUUUGUGCAGAGGAGGACAAAUCUGUAAGACGAGCAGAGAGGCAGCCGGUUUUUACCUGCUUCUGGACCAAUUUGCACAUGUCCUGUCAUUCACCAAAUAAAUGGAGGAUAAAAGAAGGAAAACUGCGUGGUCCUUUGAGUAAAUACCCUGUUUAUAAAAGUCUGCAUGACUUUGUCCAUCCCUUUUUCAAGUGGGGAAGCUGCACAGAUUAAAAAAGAACUUGACAGUAAAAACCGGCAUAAACUGCUGAAGAAAAAAUAAAUAAGCUAAUUGAAGGAUCUUGCUAAAGAGAAGACAGUGCUGACAUCAUUUGUUUCCCUGAUCUGUGAACAACUGAGACUGAUUCAAAAGAUGGCAGAACCAGCUGAUGGAAAGUCUGUUGAAGAACUAAAGAUGGAGAGAACGACAGCAAAGAGGUCGUUGACUCGAUUGAUCAAUAACAUAACUCGGAUGCAUGAAGAUAUGACUGAAGAGGAAUUGAAGGACAGUUUCCACAAGCUCAACAUAGAGGCUGGAAAAGUAAUGGCAGCAAAUGAUGAUCUGGAAGCAAGUCUCAUCGCAGAAGUGGAAUCCAGAUUGGGUGAAGAUGACAAAGCCGCAGUGACUGAACAGCAGAAAUCUGAUCUGGAAAAGACUGCAAAGGAAUGUGAAGCAAAAGUAAGAGAAGUCAAAUGCUUAAUCCAGGAAACCCUGUGGAGAACCUUUGGAAGGACUGAACUGUUAAUUGCACUUCAAGCAGCAGAAUCAGAAUGUGAACAUGCCGCCACUAUCAGACCAGGAGUGGAAAAGGAGGCAUACGACUUCACGCUCAACCACCUGAAGGAACUCUUAAAGGUUGCAAAAGAAGCUCAUUCUCACUGGAAAAGAUGGAUCCCUCAUGGCAGACGGGAUGAAAUCCAAGAUCGGCUGGGAGGAUUGGAACUUAGGGUCCCCAAGCUGGUUUCCAGGACAGCAGAGUUCAUUCAUGCAAAGCUAAAAGAAGAUGAAGGAAAAGAGGAGCAAAUUGCAAUGUCCCGAAAUUAUUCCUUACCAACCAUCAAGCUAAAACCAACAUCGCUCCCAAAGUUUCUUGGGAACAAACGUGACUUUUACAGAUGGAAUAGGGACUGGGAAGCACUUCAAAAACAAGGAGAACCAACCGGUUCAAAGGAGGUGAAAAAAGCACAGCUAUUGGACAGUCUAGAUGAGAAAAUCACAAAAGACCUCCGCUUAAUCUCCUAUGGCACUCCAGAAGAUAUUUUUCAAAUCCUUGAAAACCGCUAUGGAAAUCAGACAGCUAUUGCAAUUGAAAUUGUGGAAGAGCUACAGAAGAUUCCUGCAGUUAGAGGUCACCAGCCAAGAAGAAUCGUGGAGUUGAUUCAAGCUGUUGAAAAAGCUCUUAAGGAUUUAAGUGACCUUGGAAACACCGGCGCCAUUAAAAACCCUCUGGUGACAAAGUCAAUUGAAAUGAAGCUUCCUGAAGUUUUAAAGAAGGAGUGGCUCGUUUAUGCAGCUGAUAAAAGGAAUGCUGUGGUACCAGAGAAUCGGUUUGAUCACCUCCUUGCAUUUCUGAAAGAUCAAGAAAAUAUUUAUGAGCAACUAGAGCAACUGAGAGAGGAGGAUUCAAGUAGACGAGAGACCCGAAUGGAGCAAAGACACGCCAGAACCAAGUCAGUCAAAGCAGUUGAUGACUUUGCAAGUUGUGUUGUCUGUGGCGAUGGAAAACACAGGAAAAGACUCUACUUUUGCAAACAGUUCAGAACAUUAACAUUAAAUGAGAAAAGAGCUGCGGUUAAGAAGGUAGGAGCAUGCAGUAAGUGUUUGGAAAUACAUGAGGACAAAUCAUACUGCAAACCUGGGUUUUGUGCAAGAAUCAAAGCUGCAGGAGUGGAGAUGAUCCACAUCACUACUAUUUAUGCCCAAGUGCUGAAGCCAAGAAAAGCAGCACAGCCCAGAGGAGGAACCGAAUGGGGCCAGAAGAAGACAAAACCAGGAGGAAAGGCGAUGACGCUCGCUGAAGAAAGGGAGCUUGAGGUAGUGAAGGAAGGCCUCACCUACAGUGGAGGAGACAGCCACACAGACAAACCUCACUGGCACGCUAGAUACCCAUGGUUCCGAGAGGGAGCUUAUGCUGCAUUAGGAGAUAUAAAGAAAAUGUAUAACUCUGUUUGGCUGGAAGAAAGAGAAGUUCACCUGCACAGAUUUAUUUGGCGUGAUUCUGAGGAUGAGAAAGUUGGAGAUUAUGCAGUUACAAGAGUGAACAUUGGAGAUAAACCUGCAGGAUGCAUUGCACAGGUGGCGAUGCGAGAAACUGCAAGUUUACCCUCAUUUAUUCAUCUUAAAGAAGAGAGGGAAGUCCUUCAGAAUAAUAGCUACGUUGAUGACAUUCUAACGUCCCACAAUGACCCAGUCAGGUUAAAGGAAAUCACAGAAAAUGUGGAGCGCAUUCUCAAAGCUGGAGGUUUCAAACUCAAACCAUGGGUGUUUUCUGGGCAAAGUGGGAGGAACAACAAGCAGGAUGAAGUGAAGGUAAAGACCAUGGUUCUACCAAACCAAAUGCAGGAUGAGGACAAUAAAGCACUCGGCCUGGGGUACAUUGUGGAGGAGGACAAACUUCAUGUCAUGGUCAGCAUAAAUUUUUCAAAGAGGAAAAAGAAGAUGCGACUUGGGCAAGACCUUCAGUUGGACCAAAUCAGAAGUCAAACACCAAACCCUUUGACAAGGCGAGAGCUUCUCAGUCAGGUGUCUGGUCUAUACGAUCCAGUUGGCUUGGUAACUCCUGCAAAACAGAAAGGGGCAAUCCUAGUGCGGAAAGCUUUCCAAGAGGCAAAGAACGUGAGUAACCAGGUCAAAGACACCUGGGAUUUAGCACUCUCCAGUGACCUUAGAGAAGAUGCAAUCAAGCUCUUUGAAGAGUACACUCAGCUUAGAUUGGAGAGAUCCAGAGCAACACAAGAAUCCAAGAUUGGUGGUGGAUUCCUGGGAAUCAAAACAUUGCUGACAUCAUUACCCGAGGAGCCAGCCCUCAAGAUCUUGGUAUUGAUUCUAAGUGGCAACAAGGCCCAGCAUUUCUAA